GGAGCUGUAGUUUACAGAUACAGGCGGUGGGCGGCCUCAGAACGAAAUCGGGCCUCAACCGGAUGGCGGUUGCUAGGUGCGGCUGCCGGCCCUGGGGCUCGCUUCUCGGGCUGCUCGGACUGGUCUUGGCCACCGCCACCGCCUGGGACGUGGCUUUUCUGCGCUGCAGCUUCGGCUCGUACUGCGAAUGCGACUUCUGGCCCGACUUGCCGGGUCUGGAAUGUGACCUGGCCCAGCACCUGGCUGGCCAGCACCUGGCCAAGGCCCUGGUGGUGAAGUCACUGAAGGCCUUUGUACGGGACCCGGCCCCCAGCAAACCACUGGUCCUGUCCCUGCACGGCUGGACGGGCACCGGGAAGUCCUACGUGAGCUCCCUGCUGGCGCAGCGUCUCUUCCGGGGCGGCCUGCGCAGCCGGCACGUACAUCACUUCUCCCCCAUCAUCCACUUCCCGCACCCCAGCCACACCGAGCAGUACAAGAGGGAGCUCAAGAGCUGGGUGCAGGGGAACCUCACUGCCUGUGGCCGAUCUCUCUUCCUCUUUGAUGAGAUGGACAAGAUGCCCCCUGGCCUGAUGGAGGUCUUGCAGCCCUUCCUGGGCCCCUCUUGGGUUGUAUAUGGGACCAACUAUCGCAAAGCCAUUUUCAUCUUUAUCAGCAAUACUGGUGGGGAGCAGAUCAACCAGGUGGCCUUGGAGGCGUGGCGCAGUCACAGGGAGAGGGAAGAAAUCAGCCUGCAGGAGCUGGAGCCAGCAGUCUCCCAGGCUGUGUUCGACAACCCUCACCAUGGCUUCUGGCGGUCUGGCAUCCUGGAGGAGCACCUGCUGGAUGCCGUGGUGCCCUUCCUCCCGCUCCAGAGGCAUCACGUGCGCCACUGUGUACUCAAUGAGCUGGUUCAGCUGGGCCUGGAGCCCCGAGAGGAAGUGAUUCAGGCUGUGCUGGACAGUACCACCUACUUCCCAGAGGAUGAACAGCUCUUCUCGUCCAAUGGCUGCAAGACAGUGGCCUCCCGAAUCACCUUUUUCCUCUGAGACCUCUCAGGGGCAUCACUGCCUCCACUGUCGGGACACAAGAAACAGGAAAGGCCUGGGCGUCUCCCAGAGGGAUCUUUCCUAAGCUGCCUGGCAAGUGGGACCCAGAGCACAGAGCUAAGAUGAAGAAGGGUGUUGGCCAGGCCAAAGAAGAAAGGCUUGGAAGGCCUCUUCACCAGGAAACUCCUGGGCACCCCAGAUCCUCACAGAUUUGCUGUGGCCUGCAGCCUGAGCCUUCUCAAUGUGAACUGUAACUCAGGGACAAAGGUUCAUGGCUGCUUGUGUCGGGGCUUUUACCUGUAUGCCUUGCCUGGCUCCGUGCUCAGAUCUCAGCCCAUGGCUGGACCUGGGAACCCAGCAACGACAGACUGGAUCCUCACAGUUUCACCAAAUGGAGGGACUCUAGCUGCCACCUGGGCCUGGAUUUCGAAGUUUUUAAUUUUGCACGGGAAGAGAACAGGAAUAAUAAAUUUAGCCAUGGGAUUGGA
Messenger RNA from Mesocricetus auratus (golden hamster), 1516 nucleotides. RefSeq names its product torsin family 2 member A (gene Tor2a). The transcript is spliced from 5 exons. Gene Ontology annotation, cellular component: nuclear envelope; endoplasmic reticulum; endoplasmic reticulum lumen. Lineage: Eukaryota; Metazoa; Chordata; Mammalia; Rodentia; Cricetidae. Gene Ontology annotation, molecular function: ATP binding; ATP hydrolysis activity. The record is from RefSeq and is a predicted model, not a curated record. The coding region runs from base 63 to 1028 and encodes 321 amino acids.